GAACUCCAAGGAAAGCAGAAGAGCUGACAGGAAGUAGAAGGAAGGCAGCAGCGCCUUUCCUGCUGCCAUGACGACCAUGCAAGGAAUAGAACAGACCACACCAAAGCAUGUGUACCAGCUGGGGCAGCCUGCUGCUGUCCAAUCCUACUUGUGGAAAGGGGUAAUAGACAAGUUCCUGAAGGGGGAACCCAAAGUCCUUGGGGUCGUGCAGAUCCUGAUUGCCCUAAUGAACCUCAGCUUGGGGCUAAUAAUUAUGAGCGCCACGUUCCCACAUUUUGCAUAUGCAUACACACACCCCUUUUCAGUGUAUACGGGGUAUACAGUUUGGGGGUCAGUGAUGUUUAUUAUUUCAGGGUCCUUGUCAAUUGCAGCAGAAGCUAGAACAUCAAAAGGCCUGGUUCGAUGUAGCCUGGGAUUGAACAUCACCAGCUCUGUCUUUGCUAUAACAGGAAUCAUACUCACUGCCAUCAGCGUGAGUGUUUUUUCAUUCGGCUAUAGUCACUGUGGAUAUGAAACGAUGUUGGAGAAUUGUUUCAUGGUCAACUCUAUUUUUAUGGGAAUGGAUGCUAUAGUGCUCAUUUUAAGUGUGCUGGAGUUCUGCAUUUCUGUAUCUCUGUCUGCCUUUGGGUGCAAAGUAACCUGUUGUAAUCCUGGCGGGCCCCCAGCCCCUGGCGACCACCAUGCUGCUCUCUGCUUUGAUGAGUUUGACUUUUUGGAUUCGCUGUAUAAGUGA
Molecule: messenger RNA, 733 nt
Organism: Pteropus alecto (black flying fox)
Lineage: Eukaryota; Metazoa; Chordata; Mammalia; Chiroptera; Pteropodidae
Product: membrane-spanning 4-domains subfamily A member 4A-like
Exons: 7
Coding region: 68-733 (221 amino acids)
Cellular component (GO): Golgi apparatus; membrane
Source: RefSeq, a predicted model, not a curated record